GCAGCACUUUGUUUUCUUUAUCUUCUUUGGGAUACAACAUGUUAUUACUGCAAAAUAAAGUAAUAAUUUAAUUCACGUCACUCUCAUCAAUAUCCCACAUCUCUGAUCAGCUGAUUUAUGUAGUAAACAAAAAUAAAAACCAAGAGACCGGCGUAAGCUUCUAGAUGGCGUGGCAUUUAAAAAACUAAUAAUUAAGAUCGCUAUGAUUAACGCCAAUAUUCUAGCUGCAAUAAGUGCCGCUAUAGCUGUAAGAGCUAUUGUAUCGCUAUAUUCAUAUUCUGGACAGGGACAGCCGCCCAUGUAUGGCGAUUACGAGGCGCAAAGGCAUUGGCAAGAAAUAACAACAAACUUGGAGCCUAAAUAUUGGUACAAGAAUACAAGUGAAAAUGACCUAUUGUAUUGGGGACUAGAUUAUCCGCCACUAACAGCGUAUCAUAGCUAUUUAUUGGGUAUUAUCGCCGGUAAAUACAAUGAGAGCUUUGUUGGAUUGACCAAAUCACGAGGUGUGGAGUCUGAAACACACAAAGCAUUUAUGCGUUUAAGUGUAUUGUUUGCUGAUGUUGUUAUAUAUCUGCCAGCUUUGGUCUUACUUUGUUUAGUAAUAGUAAAUCAACAAACUAAAAAAUCAUUGCUCGUCUAUCUUAUACCAAUGAUUCUAUAUCCUGGACAAAUUCUCAUAGAUAACGGACACUUUCAGUACAAUAACAUAUCGCUUGGCUUAUUUCUACUUGCUAUAGCUGCUAUAUGUAAAGGAAAGUAUUAUUUAGGAUCAUUCGUCUACACUUUGGCUUUGAACUAUAAACAAAUGGAGCUUUAUCAUGCCUUCCCAAUCUUUAUUUAUCUGCUCCGCACAUGCUUUGACCAAAAGAGUUUUUCGCAAAAGAUUAAAAAGUUCUCAUUAGUAGCCUCAAUUGUUGUAAGCACUUUCGUUGUAUUAUGGCUACCUUGGCUGGGAUCGUUGAACUCAAUUUUGGAGGUAGUGGGACGUCUCUUUCCCAUUGGUCGUGGUGUAUUUGAAGAUAAAGUUUCAAACUUUUGGUGUGUCGUAAAUGUGGUUUACAAAAUAAAAAACAAAUUGUUAAAUCAACAAAUGGCUAUGCUGUGCUUAGGUGUUACUGCUGCUUUUGUGCUGCCAAUUAACGUUCAUCUUUUCUUCAAUAAAAGAAAAGAAACUUUCUUGUUAAGUUUGGUGAGCACCGCCAUGACUUUUUACUUGUUCUCAUUUCAGGUUCAUGAAAAGUCUAUACUGCUUGUCGCUGCCCCCGCAUUAUGUUUAUUUAAUAGCUAUCCACUGGAAACCUUAUGGUUUUUGGAAAUUACUGUCUUCAGCAUGUUUCCACUAUUUGUAAAAGAUGGCCUGGCAAUGCCAUUCUUUGUGCUGCUGCUAAUUUAUCAUAUCUUCGUUAAAGAUAUUAUUUUGAAAGAAUUUAAUUAUCGACAAUUUAAUAAUAGAGUUCUGUCAACCAUAUUCUCUACGUCUGUAUAUUUCAUGUUUAUAAUUGCAUGUGUGUCAUUGUUUGCACCUGCGCCCACAAACUAUCCACAUAUUUGGUCUUUAGUGAUUAGUGUUUAUAGUUUCGCGCACUUUUUCUUAUAUUUUUGUUUCUGCAUUUGGCAACAAUUUGUAAAUGAUUUUACAAAAAUAAAAGCCGCGUAAAAAGUCAUUAUUGUUAAAUGAAAAGUACAGUUAAAAAAUAGAACAAAUUACAGUACACACAC
This is a messenger RNA of Bactrocera oleae (olive fruit fly), 1719 nucleotides long. It is a transcript of the gene gny, whose product is annotated as ALG6 alpha-1,3-glucosyltransferase garnysstan. Gene Ontology annotation, molecular function: dolichyl pyrophosphate Man9GlcNAc2 alpha-1,3-glucosyltransferase activity. Lineage: Eukaryota; Metazoa; Arthropoda; Insecta; Diptera; Tephritidae. Gene Ontology annotation, biological process: protein N-linked glycosylation. Gene Ontology annotation, cellular component: endoplasmic reticulum membrane. The record is from RefSeq and is a predicted model, not a curated record.